Messenger RNA from Sclerotinia borealis F-4128, 585 nucleotides. The record is from the annotation of a GenBank genome assembly. Lineage: Eukaryota; Fungi; Ascomycota; Leotiomycetes; Helotiales; Sclerotiniaceae.
AUGGCGAACAAGCAAGGAAAGAUGGCCGGUCUCAUCAACUACCGCAUGAGAGUGACUAUGAAUGAUGGACGCCAAAUGGUGGGACAGAUGUUAGCAUUUGAUAAGCACAUGAACCUCGUCCUCGCCGAUACCGAAGAAUUCAGACGCGUUAAGCGCAAGGCACCAAAAGCAACAACCGCCCCUGGAGCUAGUUCCGCCGCACCACCUAUUGUCGAAACCGAAGAAAAGCGCACAUUAGGUCUUACGAUUGUUCGGGGUACACAUGUCAUUUCUCUGUCUGUCGAAUCACCACCACCAGCGGAUCCAAGUGCUCGAUUAGGCGCCAGUGUGCCAGGUGCUACUGUUAUCUCGGCUGCUAUGGCUGCCGGAACUGGAAUUUCGAGACCUGCUGCCGGAAGGGGUGGUUUGGCUGGCCCUGCUGCGACUGUGGGUGGUUUCCCAGGCAUGCCAGCUCCUCCACCAUUUGGACGAGGUGCACCACCUCCAGGAUUUGGCGGAGGGUUUCCACCCUCAGGUUUCCCGAGUGGAUUCAAUCCAGCGGGUCCUCCCCCACCAGGCUUUGCUCCCCCUCGCAGACAGACUUGA